AUGAUAGGAGAACAUGAGACGGGGCUUUGUGGAGUGUGCCAGGAGGAGGAGGAGACGGUAGAGCAUGUAAUACUGCGGUGCAAGGGUUAUGAUGUGGAGAGGAAAGUUCUGCAGAAUAGAUUGAGGGAGCGGGGAAUCGGGGAAUUUAAUCUGAAGAGUGUGUUGGAGGGUAGUAGGGCACAGAGAAGAAGAAGAAGAAGAAGGAGAGAUGUCGCAAAGAGUGUCCUAUCAAGCGAUGACUUAAGCAAACUCAGCGUGGGUGAAGGAACCUCACUAGCUGAUCAGGUGGCUCUCACUAUAGGUCACCUUGGUGAGAACAUGUCUUUGAAGCGGGCAGUGACGGUGGGCAUCCCUGCUGAGUGGAAAAUUGGUUCAUAUGUACACGGCGGCAUCAGCACCCAGACCGAGGUAGCCAUGGGCCGUUAUGGAGCCCUGGUCAUAUUUCAGGGUGGAAAGGAAGGAGAGCAGGAAAUGCUAGGUCGUAAACUGGGACAGCAUAUAGUCGGAGAGUCCCCUUUGUCUCUGGGUAACAUGGAUGACCUGCCCUGUGGCGAAAGUGAGACAUGCCUGCUGCCUCAGACCUUCCUGGCAGACCCCAGCAGGACUGUGGCACAGUUCCUCAGAGGUCAGCAGGCUCGAGUGCUAGACUUUGUCCGAUUUCAAUGCGGCGAGACGACUGAAGACGCAGAAUGAAGAGAGGGGAAAUUGUUCAUCCAGCUGAAUUUGACAUGUCUUUAUUUUGUGUGUGAAUAUAAUUCAGGUUUUUGUGUACUCUAAGACUGAGGCAUCACAGUCACACAGCAUCAUGAAUUUGAAAGAGUAUGUGCGCCCACAAACACUGGUACCUGAUGAAAUGACCAAUCCAACAAUAAAAUCUUUUUCCUGAAAAACCUGUCUUAGUAUUUAAUUUUAUACACUAUUCUGUGUUCUGUAUUUUGACACAUAAAUAUAAAUUUUUUAAUGAAAAGGUUUAGUGGUUUAGUAAUUAUUUUCAAAAAUUAUCAAAAAUUAUCUCUAUAUAUGACGAACCUCUUGCUUUGUAACCUAACUGAA
Messenger RNA from Oreochromis niloticus (Nile tilapia), 1053 nucleotides. Its product is annotated as elongation factor Ts, mitochondrial. The transcript has 4 exons. Gene Ontology annotation, molecular function: translation elongation factor activity. Lineage: Eukaryota; Metazoa; Chordata; Actinopteri; Cichliformes; Cichlidae. The record is from RefSeq and is a predicted model, not a curated record. Gene Ontology annotation, biological process: mitochondrial translational elongation. Bases 1 to 693 code for a protein of 230 amino acids.